ACUGCCACUGAAGGCGCACGGGGGAGGGGGUGAGGUAAAGAAAGUGAAGUAGGUAGCACCGGUAACUGGACCUAGCACACCGGGACCUGUGACCUAUGACCUCGGCCGAGCUCCCUGCGGUUUACAUGCGCCGUCAGGAAACGGGGCCAGUAGCGGGAAGGCGUAUAAUCUGAGGAAAGUGAGGGAAGCGGAGGUGCCCGGUGACGGCUGAAAAGCUUAGCGUGUCUGGCAGUACGGAUCCGGCAUAGGGUUCCACUCUUCCCUUCCUCAAUCCCUUGUCAUAGCUGGAAUGUAUUAAAAUGCUUGGCCGGAUGUGUUGAAGGUAAGCAAGGUGCGUCUAGCAUUGAUGUCAUAUCUGCAACAGGAACAAUGGAUCAGAAGAAAAAUUUUGAGCCCUCAAGUUCCACACUGAACAGUGAAGACUUUGUCUUGGUUGCAAUGCAGAAUGAUGGCUCGUCAAACUCGGAGGACAAACCACAACUCAAGAUUAUGUCGAAUGGAGAUGAGCAGUUGGAGAAGGCCAUGGAAGAGAUCCUCAGAGACUCGGAAAAAACACAAAGCCACUCAUGUGAGAAUGAAAACGUAACCGAUUUAAGCUCUUUACCGUCACCCAGUGUCUUUUCGGAUGAUGUUUCCAAGAUUCCUUCUCUGACCUUACUUCUGGAUCCAUCCAAUACAGAAGUUCCGGUUCAGAACAGCAGCGCUAUGCCAAACCCUCCAGAAGAAGAAAGUGUUUUAUUUCACAAGCUUACAUAUUUAGGGUCCAUGAAGGUUUCAGCACCGCGCAAUGAAACAGAGGCUCUGCGUGCCAUGGCUUCCAUGAGAGAACAAUGUCUCGCACCUGUCCCCGUGACCCUCUAUGUACCCAAUGUUCCUGAGGGCUCUGUCAGGAUUAUUGACCAAACCAACAAAGCAGAAAUAUAUUCUUUUCCAAUCUAUAAAGUGUUGUUCUGCGUGAGAGGAAGAGAUGCGACAUCUGAGAGCGAUUGCUUUGCUUUUACAGCAAGAGAUUUGGACGCAGACGAGUUUCAAAUCCAUGUGUUUAGCUGCGAGAUCAAAGAGGCGGUGAGUAGAAUAUUAUACAGCUUCUCCACAGCAUUCAAGCGCUCUUCCAAGCAGUGCUCCGAUGUAAAGGACUCUGCCCUCCCCUCUUCAGACAGUGAUGUGUUCACAUUCACCGUGUCCUUAGAGGUCAAAGAAGAUGACGGCAAAGGAAACUUCAGCCCAGUACCGAAGGAUCGGGACAAGCAGUUUUUUAAGCUACGGCAAGGAGUAGAGAAGAAAGUGGUGAUCACCGUCCAGCAGAUGUCAAAUAAAGAGCUUGGUGUGGAUAGAUGCUUCGGGAUGCUGCUUAGCCCAGGCAGAAACGUGAAGAACAGUGACAUGCAUCUCCUGGACAUGGAGUCCAUGGGGAAGAGUAGUGAUGGAAAAGCAUAUGUGAUAACUGGAAUGUGGAACCCUAAUGUUCUAACCUUCCAAGCGCUCAAUGAGGAAACACCCAGAGAUAAACGUGUGUUCAUGACAGUCGCUGUGGACAUGGUGGUCACCGAGGUGGUGGAGCCAGUUCGGUUCCUUCUGGAGACGGUUGUGCGGGUAUACCCCACAAACGAACGUUUUUGGUACUUUAGCAGAAAAACCUUCACGGAGACCUUUUUCUUGAAACUCAAGCAGGCUGGAAGCAAAGGUGGUGGUGGUGAUUCAAUGUAUGAAGUCCUGAGUUUGCAUCGUCAGUCGGAAUCAGAGGAGACACCAAACAGCCCCACGAGUCCUGGGGGUUUACCGACUCCACAGGAUGAGGAGGAACCAGAGGAAGAGAGUGACAGUGAACUUUGGAGUGGAACUGGGGAUGUAUCAAAAGACUGUCCUGAGAAUAUUCUAGCUUGCUGGGGUCAGUUACUCAACAAAUGGAACAGCAACCUGAGCGUAAGGCCAAAAGGACUGUCAUCCCUGGUGAAAAGAGGGAUACCCGACGCGUUGAGGGCCGAGGUGUGGCAGUUACUUGCAGGCUGUCACGAGAACCAGGAAUUGCUUGAAAAGUAUAAAAUGCUCUUCGCAAAAGAUUCUGCCCAAGAUAGCGUGAUCAAAAGAGAUGUCCACCGCACGUUUCCAGCUCACGAUUACUUCAAGGACACUGAAGGAGAAGGACAGGACUCGCUCUAUAAACUCUGUAAGACAUACUCUCUGUAUGAUGAAGACAUCGGCUAUUGCCAGGGCCAGAGCUUCCUAGCAGCGGUGCUGCUCCUGCAUAUGCCAGAAGAGCAGGCAUUCUGCGUGCUGGUCAGGAUCAUGUAUGAUUAUCAGUUCCGCAACCUCUACAAGAAUAACUUUGAGGAUCUCCACUGCAAGUUUUACCAGCUCGAGCGUCUGCUGCAGGAACAGAUCCCGGAUCUCUAUUCCCACUUUGUUUCGCUGAAUUUGGAAGCUCAUAUGUAUGCCUCUCAGUGGUUCCUUAGCCUGUUUACAGCCAAGUUCCCACUAUGCAUGGUGUUCCACAUCAUGGACCUUCUUCUUUUAGAGGGUCUGAGUAUCAUCUUCCAUGUGGCGCUGGCUCUUUUAAAGACUUCCAAAGAAGACCUUCUUCAGGCUGACUUUGAGGGAGCCCUAAAAUUUUUCCGUGUCCAGCUGCCAAAGCGUUAUCGCGCAGAGGAGAAUGCAAGGAGGUUGAUGGAGCAGGCUUGCAACAUUAAGGUGCCAACUAAAAAACUCAAGAAAUAUGAGAAGGAAUAUCUGGCCAUGCGAGAGAGUCAGCUGCAACAAGAGGAUCCAAUAGAGAGAUACAAGCGGGAGAAUCGCAGGCUACAGGAGACCAGCAUGAGACUGGAGCAGGAAAACGACGAUUUGGCCCACGAACUGGUUACCAGUAAGAUCGCUCUGCGCAGUGACCUGGACCAGGCGGAAGACAAAGCCGAGGUUCUGAACAAAGAGCUGCUCCAGACGAAGCAGAGGUUGAUUGAAGCUGAGGAAGAGAAACGCAAACAGGAAGAGGAAACCGCUCAGUUAAAGGAAGUCUUCCGAAAACAACUGGAAAAGGCAGAGCUAGAAAUCAAGAAGACCACAGCAAUUAUAGCAGAAUACAAGCAGAUAUGCUCCCAGUUAAGCACCCGGCUAGAGAAGCAGCAGACUGCAAGCAGAGAGGAGCUGGAAAUUGUGAAGGCCAAGGUUAUGUCCUGCAGUCAGUGCAGUGAGAUCUUCAGCAAGGAAGGACCACUACAGGCCACCGGAGCUGGGAAAGACAAGUCAGGCGGUGGAGGAGAUGACGAGAAGGACUCUCUCAUGAAGCACCUGCGCGAGAUGGAGCUGGAUUUGGCUCAGACCAAACUGCAGCUUGUGGAGGCCAAGUGCAAAAUACAGGAACUGGAGCAUCAAAGAGGAGCUCUUAUGAAUGAGAUCCAGGCUGCCAAAAACUCCUGGUUUAGCAAAACCCUGAACUCUAUAAAAACAGCAGCAGGGACCCAGCCGACGGCACAGUCCCCACAGGGAGCGCAGGCAUCCAGCCCCGUCCUGCAGGCUCCGAAAGACAGUACAUAGCACCGGAACGGAGCAAAUAACAAGAGCACAAGAUGACCAAACGGGAAGCAAAUGCGGCCAGAAACGAGGUUCUCGAUAUAUGCCUCCCUCUGGGAACGGACCAUCGCAUCCUUCAGACCUCCUGCAACCGCUUCAUGGCGCUUCCUGCAAAGUAACUUUUCUUUAAUCAGCUGCCACUUUUACACUUUAUUCCUUUAAAGAACUUCUGUUAUUUUAGUAUAUCAGGGCCUGAGAAGUCCAGAAGGCAAGUUACUGUGUACUGCAAAGUACGACAUGUCUUAACACAAAGGACCCUGCUUUGUGUGUGUGUUUUGUAAGUAUAAAUAUGUUUAUAGAAAUGCAACUUUCCAUUUUGACUGAACAUUUUAACAUAAUGCUGCCUAUGAAAAUAUUAAAUAUUCUAUUAUUUUUACUAUUACCAUCGUCUGUGGGAUUUACCUCCCCGAGACACAGCGUUGAAGGUAAAGCAGUUUGGUAACUCUUAUUAUUCUAUCGCAGAUAGUUACAUCAUACGUGUAAUAAAAGUCAUUGGCACACACACAGUUUCUUUUUAUUAUUAACGUCCAGUGACUAGCACACUUAUACAUUGUAACGGGUCUCAGUGCUUUUAAUGGCUUGUUUUAAUACUGUUUGUGCCAUAGCUUGUGUGCAGCACUUUGCUUUGCACACCGGGAUGUAGCGAAUGGAGGAAUUGUCAUUGCUACGGGCUGGCGCCGGGUUCUAGUUUAUAUCUGUGUUAGAGGAAAUCACAUAAUCUUUUAAAUGUGCGCAAAGACUGAAAGAGUUUGGACCUGUUGUCAUUCACAGCUUUUAGCAAUAUUAAAUGUAUUUAACGAAA
Spea bombifrons (plains spadefoot toad) is the source of this 4366-nucleotide messenger RNA. It is a transcript of the gene RABGAP1L, whose product is annotated as RAB GTPase activating protein 1 like. The coding region runs from base 370 to 3528 and encodes 1052 amino acids. The transcript is spliced from 27 exons. Lineage: Eukaryota; Metazoa; Chordata; Amphibia; Anura; Pelobatidae. The record is from RefSeq and is a predicted model, not a curated record.